CACACACUGCCAAAAUUAGAUUUUCAUUCCAUCCUCAAAUCAUCAAAUCAUUAAAUAUACAAACACAGACAUUUUAUGACAUUUUCGAAAGGGCCAAAGCAAAUCACACUCGCACCACAAAAAUAAUCUUUGGCCCUUCACCAUUAAUCCCAUAAUAUCUAACAAGUUUCAUUUCAAACCACAGUUUAGUAAUGUCAUGACCCUUUUGAGUAGCUCAUAAGAAAAAAGNAAAAAGCAUGGAUUUAUCACACGUAGUCCUCCUCACAAUCUUCGUACUAAUCCCAACAAUUCCCGCCACGAACGACACUCUGAACACCUCCGAUAGCAUCAGAGAUGGCGAAACGUUAGUCUCGUCGGGAGGGACCUUCGAGCUCGGGUUUUUCUCCCUCCGAAACCCGAGCAGACGAUACCUCGGAAUAUGGUUCCGAAACAUAACCGUCCGUACUUACGUCUGGGUUGCCAACGGCCCGAACCCCCUCGACUCCAGUGGCGGCAUCCUACGCUUCGUGGGCCCCACCCGAAAUCUCGCCCUUCUCGACGGUGGGCCCAAUGGCACCGUUGUUUGGUCGGCCAACUCGUCGGGCUCGGGCUCAGGCCCGUACUCCGCGCGGCUCCUCGACUCGGGGAACCUCGUGGUUCGGGCAACGGGCCCAGAAUCGGGCCCGCCCGCGUGGCAGAGCUUCGAGCACCCGUCGGACACGUUCCUCCCCGGGAUGUCGUUCGGCGUGAACUACGCGCGGGGGAUCGACGCCCGCUACACGUCGUGGCGGGCGGCCGACGACGACCCGUCCCCGGGGGACUACACGUCCCGGCUCGACCCGACGGGCUACCCGCAGAUAUUCUUGACUGGGCCUGGCGGGCGGGUCGUGAACCGGGUCGGCCCGUGGAACGGGGCCCGGUUCAGCGGUGCCGUGGGCACGCGCAACAACCCGAGCCUCCGGAUGAGCCGCGACGAGGUCGUGUACACCGAGGACAACGAGGACACGUCCGUCGUCACGUUGCUCAAGGUCGUCCCGUUCGGGGUCGUGCAGAGGCGGACUUGGGACGGCGGCUCGUGGGUCGUGAAUUUCAACCUCACGGACGAGCCGUGCGACUCGUACAACCGAUGUGGGGCCCACGGGUUAUGUGAUGACGGGUCGUGCGGGUGUCUAAAUGGGUUCGUGCGGAGGGGGUCGGGAGUUGGGUGCAUGAGGAGGUCGGGAUUGAGGUGCUCGGGCGAUGUUUUCGAGAGGUACUCGGGGAUUAAGUUGCCGGAUGCUCGGAAUUGCACGGUGAAUGGCGAGGCGACGUUGCUUUCGGAUUGUGAGGCAGAGUGCUCGAGGAAUUGUAGCUGCACGGCUUACGCGGUGCUCGAUAUACGGGAAUCGGUUAGCGGGUGCCUAUUUUAUCAUGGGGACUUGGUGGAUAUCAAGGCCAUGAGGCAGGGUGGGCAGGAUCUUUACAUCAGGCUCGGUCCCGGCGGGUUGGGCUCUAAAGGGAAUAGUAACAGAGUGAAACUGAUAGCAAGUGUAACAUCGGUUGCCGGAGUAUUUCUUGUGGCCGUGAGUAUCGUUUUCGUUUGUUAUCGGAAGAGAAUGAAGGAUAAAAACAGGAGAAAAUCGGUUGCAGGGCCAUUUACUGGAACCGAACACGGUAAAGACGCGGAAUUACCAUUCUUCAACUUAUCCACAAUCUCGAAAGCCACAGAUCAUUUCUCGACACAGAACAAGCUCGGUGAGGGUGGCUUCGGACCUGUUUACAAGGGCACGAUGGAGAACGGACAGGAAAUUGCUGUGAAAUGCUUGGCAAAAGCCUCCUCACAAGGAGUCGAAGAAUUGAAGAACGAGCUGACCUUAAUUGCUAAACUGCAGCACAGGAAUCUAGUGAGGCUUUUAGGCUUUUGCAUCGAACGAGAUGAGAACAUGUUGAUCUAUGAGUACAUGCCAAACGGUAGCCUCGACUUGAUUUUAUUUGACAAAACGAAAAGCUCGUUACUUGAUUGGAGAAAGCGGUUCAAUAUCAUCAAUGGGAUUGCCAAAGGACUGUUGUACCUUCAUCAAGAUUCGAGGUUGAGAAUAAUCCAUCGAGACCUAAAGGCCAGCAACAUACUCUUAGAUGCCGAUAUGAACCCAAAGAUAUCAGAUUUUGGCCUGGCCAGGGGUUUCGGUGGAAGUGAAACCGAAGCCAAAACGCGCAGAGUCGUAGGAACAUAUGGCUACAUGUCUCCUGAAUACGCAAUAGACGGGCUUUUCUCGGUCAAGUCAGAUGUUUUUAGCUUCGGUGUUCUUGUGCUAGAAAUCGUGAGCGGAAAAAGGAACCGAGGAUUCAGCUUGAAAGAUCACAAUCUCAACCUUGUUGCACAUGCUUGGACACUGUACAAAGAAGAAAACUUACGAGAGCUAGUCGAUGAUACUCUAGGAAAUUCGUUCGACUUUUCCCAAGUGAUGCGCUCGAUCCACGUUGGGCUUCUGUGCUUGCAAAGACGUCCGGAAGAUAGGCCGAGCAUGUCAUCCGUGGUUUUCAUGCAAGGGAAUGAAGUCGAGUUGCCUCCGGUUAAGGAGCCGGGAUUUUUCACGGAAAGGGACGUUACAGCUGGCGAAGGCUCGAGCGGAACAAAUGCAUUCGCUUCUGAGAAUCAAGUCACUGUUACAUUGCUGGAGGGCAGAUAAUAAAAGAUACAACAAAUUCACUAUAAAAUUUGUUUUUAGCUUGGAAGAUGAUUGAUUCUAUAAAGAACAAGAUAAUUGAAAAAAAAAAAAUUGUUCCAAAAUGUUGCCCUUGAAUCUCCUUGAUGAUUUCAUCCAGAUCAGUUAACACAAAUAAUACAUUAAAAAAAAAAACAAAAUUUUUAAAAAUAUUUGUUCCUUACACGUCGGAUUUCAGUUUCACCAAUAAUCCCGGCACGAACACUCCCCGUCCUUGAAAUGGUGAAACCUCACGACAUCCCUCACGAUAAUCUCCCGGCCCAAGACCCUCGACAUGUACUUUAUCGCCGUAUGGCAAUCCACACAAACCCUCAAAUUCUUCGUCACUCGAAUCGUGGUCCCGUGUGGCGCACUCAGAACACCAAAUGCUAUUGCAAGUCUCUCACUAUGAGUAGAUAAUACAUACUUCUUCUGCUCCUCAUCCACAUCAUGCAGCUCCGAGUUUGUAUCCGGAACAUAACCCUCUCGUUCGAUUCUCUCCAUGAGGUCUUUUAAAGCGCCACCUAUUCUUAAAUAAUCCGGGUGGCUCACAUCUCCCGAGACAAAAACAUGCAGCUCGUUUUUCACCUCGACCCAACUGCAAGCCGCUUUCUUUCUCAACCCUUUCCCUCUCAUUUUCACCCUCAGCUUGGUAGCCGCAUUCCACCUACCAGCAGCAACAUAAACGUUCGACAGCAAAACGUACGCGCCCACGUUUUUCGGGUCGAUUUUCAGCAUUUCUUUCGAAACCCUCUCGGCAAGCUCGACAUUUUUUCGUACCCGGCAAGCCGACAAAAGUGAGGACCAAAUAACCCCUGUGGGCUCAACUUUCAUUUCGGAGAUGAAUUUAUACGCCUCGUCCAAUUUUCCUGCUCGCCCAAGAAGAUCCGAGAUAGCCGCAUAGUGAUCUAUACACGGGGAAAUCGAAUAAUCCCGAGUCAUGCUAUUGAAAUAUUCCCAAGCUCGAUCGACUAAGCCGCUAUGACUGCAGGCGGUUAGGACAGCAAGAAAAGAUGCGGAUGUGGGCUUUAUGCCCUCGAUUUUAUCCAUCCGAUCGAAUAAGUCAAUGGCCUCACGUGCAUCGCCGUGAAGUGCAUACGCCAUGAUCAUGGCCGUAAAAGAAAUAGUGUCAUGAGAUUCCAUUCGUUCGAAAAGCCACCUGGCAACCUGUAAGUUUCCGCACUUUGAAUACAUGUCGAGAAGGGAGCUGGCAACAUAGAUGUUACUAUCGAAGCCCCUUCUGAGUAUACAGCCGUGCAGCUGUUUACCGAGACAAAGUGUCGUUAAGUGAGCACAGGCUGGGAUUAUGCUCGAAAAUGAAACGGCCACUGGCUCGACUCCGGCUACAAGCAUCUCUCGGAAGAGUUUUAGACCAUUAUCGAAAUUCCCGUUCUGGACGCAAACCGCUAUCAUCGAGUUCCAAGAUACACUGUCUUUAUGAGGGGACAAAGAGAAAACCUUGUACGAGUCCUCUAAUUGUGAACAGUUGGCGUACAUGUCGAUCAAGCUGCUCCCGAUGAACAUGUCUUUGUCAAAACCGUGUCUGAUUGCGUACGCGUGUAUCUCUUUCCCCUUCGCAAGAUUCACGUGCUGCGAGAACAUCGGGAGGAUGCUCGAAAGUGUGAAGGAAUCGGGUUUCACGUUCGAGUUUCCCAUUUGCUUCACGGUCGAGAGAGCCUCCGCGUGCAUCCCGUUCUGCAAGAGUCCUCCGAUUAGUGUGUUACAAGAGACAACAUCCUUAACGGGCAUUUUCUCAAACACUUUCCUCACACUAUCCAUGGGAAAAGCUUCGUUUUUAACUCUAUCUAUCACGGUACCACUGUUUGGUCUGAAAUCAGCCCUGCAAUUCAGAUCAGCAACAACCCUUUCUUCAUUUUCUACUUUUUCACUCAAAAAAUGGGUUUUUUCCUUCAAAAUUAUCGAUCCUCUCAGUUGGGACAUACCAUCAAACACAUUGCGGGCACUCAACGUCUCCAACUUGGAAUACAUAUUCAUCAAAGCAUUCCCGGUAAAAAGCUCGGCAUCCAAACCGAGCCGGACCGUGCAGCCAUGCACGGCCUCGCCGAGCUUCAAGUUCUUCAAAUGGACGCAGGUUUUCAGCAAAGAAGGGAACAUAUUCCCCGCCGGGCCUCUGCCGGAAGCCCACAUUUCCUUGAAGAAACCGACGGACCCCACGAAAUCGCCGUUCGAGGCGCAGCAUCUGAUGACGGACUUCCAGACCUUGGUCGGGGGAGGCGACGACCCAAACGUGCUAAGGAGCGAGAGGCAGUCCUGCAAGAGGUCGAAGCCGGCGUAGACGGAGAUAAUUAGACCGGUUAAUUCCGGUGAGGGAGAACCGAGUCCGGUGAGCUUGACGGCGCUGGCAUGGAGUUGUUUGGCCUGCGAACUCGUUUUGAUCAGUGAUGGGUUGUUGAGGAGGAUUUUGAGGGUCUCGGCGGCGUUUCUCAUGGGAGAUUUUUGUCCGAGUUGUUGUUGUCUGUUAUUCGUUUAAGUGGACCAGUGAGUUUUUCUGUGUCGUUUGUAAAAUUUGGGUGGGAUAGUUUCUGAUGCUGUGUAGGUUCUUUUGAGGAUUUUGUCGUGAUCAUCGUAAGUUAAUUGAAUGGCUGCUUAUGAAGCUCUUAGAUAGAGAUAAGAGCUGGGGUUGUUUUUUUUGUUUUGUUUUUUU
Messenger RNA from Striga asiatica, 5328 nucleotides. NCBI's taxonomy places the organism in Eukaryota, Viridiplantae, Streptophyta, Magnoliopsida, Lamiales, Orobanchaceae. The record is from the annotation of a GenBank genome assembly.